Enhydra lutris kenyoni (northern sea otter) is the source of this 1339-nucleotide messenger RNA. RefSeq names its product transmembrane protein 52B. The record is from RefSeq and is a predicted model, not a curated record. NCBI's taxonomy places the organism in Eukaryota, Metazoa, Chordata, Mammalia, Carnivora, Mustelidae. The transcript is spliced from 5 exons. The coding region runs from base 102 to 647 and encodes 181 amino acids.
UUAAGUCCUCCAGGUCAAGAAGACAGACCGACACAGAACAUGGAAAGGAGGCAACAGACGUGGACACUCUGCACCUGAUCCUGGAGAAGCCGUUCAGCCCCAUGGGGGUGCGAGCCCAGGCCGUGACAGCCUCUGUCCUGGUGUACUGCGUCCAGCUUCCCCCAGCAAGAUGUGAGGAGAACUGCGUGAAUCCUGAACAUUGCCUGACCACAGAUUGGGUACAUCUCUGGUAUAUAUGGCUGCUGGUAGUCAUCGGGGUGCUGCUUCUCCUGUGCGGCCUGACUUCCGCGUGCUUCCGCUGCUGUCUGAGUCGCCAGCAAAAUGGGGAAGAUGAGGGCCGGCCUCCCUAUGAAGUGACAGUUAUAGCUUUCGACCAUGACAGCACUCUCCAGAGCACAAUCACUUCCCUGCAGUCAAUAUUUGGCCCUGCAGCUCGAAGAAUCCUGGCUGUGGCUCACUCGCACAGCCCCCUCAGCCAAUUGCCCUCCUCUUUGGACACCCUCCCAGGGUACGAAGAAGCUCUUCACAUGAGUCGCUUCACUGUGGCCAGGUGUGGACAGAAAGCACCUGACCUCCCCCCUGUGCCAGAGGAGAAGCAGCUGCCUCCAAUGGAUGAGUUUCCUCGGGUAGAACACCCUUCAAACUGAUGGCAACUCUGGUUUUAUAAAUGGGGUGGGGGUUUCUCCGCCUUUGCUACAGACAGACAAAUGUAACUUUUAUUCCCCCCUAACUUUUGGAAGAUUUAGGAUGACAACUAAACAUUAUUCAGUGAAAAGGAUGGGUUCCAACUCUUCAUUUCCAGCUGCAUCUAUUUUCUAAGAUGAAAUUGCUCUAAUUGGGAACUCUUAUUCUUUAUUCAGUGACCAAAGUUUGCAACUAAGCUCUAGCAAUGCUGAUUACUACUGAACCAAGAAAGCAUCAAAAGUAUCUUGAAUUCCUUUAGCAGUGGAGUUCCUUCACCCAUAGGAUACUGCAAGUGUUUUUUCCUCCUAUCAGCUAUAGCACAAUAAUAGAUCGUAAUACACAAUAGCGUAGGCACAGCCACAGACAGGAAUGCACCAAAGUCAUGAAUUCUUCCUCUUGAGAAAACAUUCCCUUUUAUGCUGAGUGACAAUGAUACUCUUGGACAUCAUACAAUACCUAUGUGGACGUCCAUGAUCCAUCCUUACAGAUAUGGGCUAAGAGAACACAGUAUAGUAUCAAAGAGCCAAAUAAUCAAGGUCUUUCUUUCACUCUGGUCCGACCCACUAGCAGUGUGAGAAACCGCAUAGGGGGCAGUGAGAGUUUCUAUUCAUUUUUCAGUUCCUCUGCCUAGCAAACACAUGUGUGUGCGCGCGCA